AUGUCAGCCUUAGCAGCGGAGUCUUGGACUUGGUACGCGAUAUCAUGGGUAGUCGUGAUUGCAAGAACGAUAUCCCGAAGGCUCCUUCAUGGAUCCUUUAAAAAGGUCCAGGCCGAUGAUAUCCUUAUGCUCGUGGCUAUGGUUACCGAUACUGUACUCAUCGUGUGCAUGAACAUCUUGGCCAAGACUAAUACGAAUCUGAUCGACCCUGCUCAUCCAGCAGACCUCACACCUCAGGAUAUUUCCGAGCGUACAUAUGGCUCGAAAUUGGUUCUAGUCGUGGAGCAGAUGCAGAUUGUUACCGUGUGGCUGGUCAAGUGCUGUCUCUUGAUCAUGUAUGCACGAUUGACCAUGAGUUUGAAACAAAACAUUGCCGUCAAGUUCGUAGCAGCUUAUGUUGCUUUUGGGUUCGUGUUGAUGGAGGUUCUCUACUUGGCAGUUUGGUGUCGGCCUUUUACAGAAUACUGGGCAGUUCCAACGGACAACAUUCAAUGCUCGGCCGCCACAAACCAUUUGAUCACCAAUGCUGUGUUGAAUAUCACAUCCGACGUCAUGAUUAUCUGCAUUCCGAUGCCGGUCUUCCUCGCAGUUAAGCUUCCAGUGAAGAGGAAGGCCAUCCUUGUCGGUGUUUUUGCAUUGGGCGUUUUCACAAUUCUCUCUGCCAUUCUGAACAAGUAUUACAGCUUCAACCAGCCUUUUGGCGACCAGUGGACCUUUUGGUACAUCCGCGAGUCGUCGACGGCUAUCAUCACGGCCAAUUUGCCAUUUACAUGGACUCUACUACAGAAUACCUUCAACCUCAAGUCCUUUAAUGGCAAGUCAUCAGGUGCCCGCACUAGCGAAGCGCAAUCUCGGUUCCGAUCAGGCUACGGAAGGGGGACGAAUCAUCUCACGACAAUUACCAGAGGUAACCCUGGUAUCGAGCUUGGCUCUUGCAACAGCCAGGAGCAGAUCAACGAUGCUUUCGGCACACAGCUGAAGAUAUACCAGCAGACAGAGGUACACGUCAGCACCCACGAUGUAGAAAAGGGAGCCUUGGAAACAACAAAUGCAGUAUCACCGGGCGUCUAUCCCGGUGGUGCUUCCGACUCUGACACAUCAUCACAUGAGUCGGAGGUCGGAGUAGUGUCAGGUCGUCCGAGGCCUUGA
This is a messenger RNA of Pestalotiopsis fici W106-1, 1149 nucleotides long. RefSeq lists its product as uncharacterized. The transcript has 7 exons. NCBI's taxonomy places the organism in Eukaryota, Fungi, Ascomycota, Sordariomycetes, Amphisphaeriales, Sporocadaceae. Bases 1 to 1149 code for a protein of 382 amino acids. The record is from RefSeq and is a predicted model, not a curated record.